GAGGAGCGCACUGGGCCGUUCGAUCCAGUCACAACGUCUUACGCGCACGCAAGCAAUGCCAUAUUGGCGAUAUGGCAUUCCCGAGCCUUAUACACCCUUCGUAAUGAGCACUGGAUGAUUCAAGCCAGUUCAGUCUGCGCUUUUCGCGUAUUAUUAGGCAUAGACUCUAGCCCGAUCCAACUUGAGACGUUCGUCAAGGCGUGUCAAGCGUUGGCCGAGCUAAGGGAGUCGUUUCCGGUCGCUAAGGACGUCAUAUUAUCAAUAGAA
This is a messenger RNA of Fusarium redolens, 267 nucleotides long. RefSeq lists its product as uncharacterized. The transcript has a single exon. Lineage: Eukaryota; Fungi; Ascomycota; Sordariomycetes; Hypocreales; Nectriaceae. The annotation marks the transcript as partial. The record is from RefSeq and is a predicted model, not a curated record.